This is a messenger RNA of Amoebophrya sp. A25, 254 nucleotides long. Lineage: Eukaryota; Dinophyceae; Syndiniales; Amoebophryaceae. The record is from the annotation of a GenBank genome assembly.
GGAGGAGUAAUGCCGAAUUUAUUUUCAAUUGAGGCAAACUGUUUGGUAUGCGAUUUCGUGCUUACAACUUCAGCUUCUUCUUUUUACAUUCGCAUGACACCUUUGCUCUUCAAUAGUACUUACUAGUCUUUAGCAGUGCACUCUCCUCACUAAGCAUUCGUACCUUCUUCUUCGUACAUUAUUGCGCUGGGAAAAAGAAAAUUCUGCUCUACUCAUCUAAAUCUAGGAUCCGUGCUGAAGGUGAAGCUGGUGGA